UUUUUUUAAUUUUAUUUUUUUUUAUUUUCCUUCUCUCUUCCUUUCUCUUCCUUCUCAUUGUCUUCUUAGCUUUAUUACCAACACAUGCAAGUUUCAACGCCAAUACCUCAUAUCAAUCAGGAAAACGAUUGGGACUGUGGGCUAGCUUGUGUUGCCAUGGUCGCCAAUGCUCUCGGUGCACGUUUGUCCCUAGCAGAGGUCGCCAUGCAUUGCAAAGACGAGUCAGUAUGGACAAUUGACUUGGCCUAUAUUUUGCGGAAAUUGUCUGAUGACCAAGUCAGUAUACCUCGUCUCAAUUUCUCAAAACGAUUACAAAUCCCAAAUCUCUCACCCAGACGUGACGAAGGCUGGGAUUUUACGUAUUAUACAAGCACCAUUGGUGCCGAUGCAGCGCAUUCUAGAGAAAAGUUUUAUAGGAAGUCAUUUGAUGAUGAUCAGAAGAGAGUUAAUGCUCUGUUCGAUAAUGCGGAUGCUGAAAAUGUCAGAGUGAUUCAGUUGGUACUUCCGCUUGACGACUUCAAACGCUUCCUGUAUUGCAGAAAGUACGGGAUUAUCACACUUGUCAAUCAACGAUUGUUGAGCUGUCUUCAAUGCUUGGAAAAAACUACAAUCUGUAAUUGCACUAUAGGAGUAUUCGACUCAUUUGUGCAAAGGAUGAAAGGUUUUCGCUACAUUGGACAUUUCAUUCUACUGGUGGCCUACGAGCCAAAUACAGAUAUGUUUUAUUAUCGAGAUCCAGCGGUGAGGGAUGAUUUAUGCAGUAUUUCGGCUUCUAACUUGGAGCGUGCCAGAAGCUCCAAUGGUACUGAUCAUGACUGUAUUGUGGUUAAAGUGUCUUAAUUAAACGCGGUUUAGUCUGAUAUUCAGGAUUCCUCAACCAUUGUAAAUAAUUGAAAGAAGCCGAUCUGCAAGGAGAAUUUUUUUCCUGUUUAGAUGUUAAAUAUACCACUUUUAUAGUUUAGCUUAGCAUGAAUAAAGCAGAUGUCCUGCUUCGCCCAUCCAUCUGUGGCUGGGCGAGAUGGUCUUGAU
Messenger RNA from Lobosporangium transversale, 1029 nucleotides. Its product is annotated as Guanylylate cyclase-domain-containing protein. The transcript has 8 exons. Lineage: Eukaryota; Fungi; Mortierellomycota; Mortierellomycetes; Mortierellales; Mortierellaceae. The coding region runs from base 85 to 840 and encodes 251 amino acids. The record is from RefSeq and is a predicted model, not a curated record.